Molecule: messenger RNA, 339 nt
Organism: Entrophospora sp. SA101
Lineage: Eukaryota; Fungi; Glomeromycota; Glomeromycetes; Entrophosporales; Entrophosporaceae
Source: the annotation of a GenBank genome assembly
AUGAAUUAUCGACAAUCGUGUAUUCAGAAAGCUGAAGAUGACAAAAUGACAAACACUUCAGAAGUCCUAUCUCUAAAUCACAUCUUUUUGUUUGAGGAAGAUUCGAAGGUUGGAAUUCGAAGAGUACUUGAUGGGAAUUUGAUCAAAAAAAUUUUUGAUGAAAUAAAUGCAGCAUUUGUACAACAACUCUCAGAUGAUGAUGUUUUAAAAUGUAAUAAGAUGGUUAGGACCGCAGCUGGCACAUAUAAAAGUUGCAAAACUUUACUCUGGGAAUGGCAGAAUAAACUUAAUAUUAAUGGAGAACAAGAUUUCAUAUUGGAGUUUUUUGAAUCUAUGUAA